AUGGAUCUUGGGCUAGACAGGAGCAAUCCCGCAAGCAUCUCACCCAGCUGUAGUAGCAAUCAUACUGCUAGGCGCAGCACAUUAAAUUUCUCUCGUCCACUGCCACAGCAGCUGUCGUCAACUGAUGGUGAAAAGGUUCACCGGUCUACCGACCGUCAAAACAGAUUUCACUCCGCUGGGUCCUCUGGGGAGUACCUUAUCCCAUCGCCUACACAUGGCGCAAUAAAUCUAAACCCCCCCAACCUCACACACCGGCCUAGGUCUCCCGUCAGCCCUAGUAUGCUUUCUCCCCCGCUAUCCCCUUCACGGGCACCGGUAUCAGGUCCGAUAAGGUACUCCAGCGGGCAAUACCACAGAGCUAGCUCCAGGCUUUCCAUUCCAAGAACAAGACCAGGCCCACGGCCUAACUCUAUCAUAUCAAUCACCCCAGCAGAUCUUCCCGGGAUAUCUCAUUAUCGCCCCAUAUCAUAUGGCCAGCUGAAGGAGAUUUGUCGAGUGGCUGAACGAGAUGACAGACAUAAGUUCCCGUCCCUGUCUGAGGAGCAGGGUGAAUUCUGUUCAGAACCACCCGAUGGUGGGUUCAUGGCAUGGGCCCAUGCUGCCUCUGGAUUUUUCAUCACUUUUAAUACCUUAGGGCUGAAUAUGGGUUUUGGUGCUUUCCAAGCUUACUACUCUAAAGUCAUGUUACCAACUUCGAGCCCGUCCAAAAUCGCCUGGAUAGGUUCUUUCCAAAUAUUCGCUAGCUUUGGUCUUUUUCUACUGGUCGGCCUACUAACCAGCAAAGGCUAUUUCAAGCUCUGUUUCCGCGGAGGUGCUGUUGGCCUCAUGACAACCAUCCUGUUAACCGGUUUCUGCAAAACGUGGUGGCAGUUCUUUCUCGUACAGGGGGUGUUGAUGGGCUGCUCAAUGGGUCUGGUUUUCACUUCUGCUGUGACAGUUACAACGACAUAUUUUUCAACAAAUCUGGGGAUUGCUACAGCGCUGGCGGCUGUAGGCUCAAGCUUUGUUGGAUUUGGAUGGACGCUUCGAAUCACCAUGAUAUUUCCAUUAAUUAUAAUUCGAGAGCGGCCCGGAGUGCCAAGGAAUUCCAAUAGCACCAUGGAUUGGACCAUGUUUACGGAUACCUCUUACCUACUGAUGGCGGCGGGAAUGUUCUUCGCUUUCUGGGGUGUCUACUUUGGAUUCUACUUUGUAAGUGUGCUCCAGGCCAUACUAGAAGAUAUCAACAGUGGCCAUGCUGACGAGCCAGAUAUCCCUAUUUGGUCAGGACGUCCUACACAUGACACCACAGACGUCCCUCAACCUACUGAUCGCCAUGAACGUCUGUAA
Messenger RNA from Microsporum canis CBS 113480, 1329 nucleotides. RefSeq lists its product as hypothetical. Gene Ontology annotation, cellular component: fungal-type vacuole membrane. The record is from RefSeq and is a predicted model, not a curated record. Lineage: Eukaryota; Fungi; Ascomycota; Eurotiomycetes; Onygenales; Arthrodermataceae. Bases 1 to 1329 code for a protein of 442 amino acids. The transcript is spliced from 6 exons.